Messenger RNA from Homarus americanus (American lobster), 841 nucleotides. RefSeq names its product probable splicing factor, arginine/serine-rich 4. NCBI's taxonomy places the organism in Eukaryota, Metazoa, Arthropoda, Malacostraca, Decapoda, Nephropidae. The coding region runs from base 55 to 327 and encodes 90 amino acids. The transcript has 6 exons. The record is from RefSeq and is a predicted model, not a curated record.
CAAUUUUCUUUUUGUCAUUGCAGACGUUUGUGUGGUGUACGAGUGAAGGUAGAGAUGUCAACGGGACGUUCUCGCCGCGACCGCUUCCACUCUCCUCCUCGGCGUGGUGGUGGCGGUGGGAGAAGGUCAAGGUCUCGCUCUCCACGGCGCUUUGGUGGUGGUCGAGGUCGCUCCCGUUCACGCUCCCCAAGGCGUUCACGUUCCCGCUCACCCAGUGACCGUAGCAAUGAAGCAAGGCCUGCCCGACGUGGAUCUCCAAGAUAUGAUGACUACCGUCGCCGAAGUGAGUCGCCAGCUUUCAAGAGACGUACUCGCUCCCGAUCAUAGAGGGGUCAUCCCUUAAACAAAGAAGUUUCAUCAUUACCUGGGACUUAAGUUUGUAAUUGGUUUUGUGAGUUGUGUGCAUCCGAUCUAUGUCUUGAUUGUUUAAUUUUUAACACAAAUUUGAUCAUCAUAAAGGAACUACACUUUCAAUGUCAUAAUAGUGGUUUUAUUUUAUACAUUAUUUUUUUUUUACAUAUUGUAUGUACUGUACAUGUGAAACUGCCUCUUUUUUUCCAUAGGUCACAUGCAGGCCCUAAAUAGUAAUUUAUAUUAAUAAUUAGUUGUUCUUAAAAUUGAAUCUCUAUAAUGCAAAGUUUCAGUUGUGAAAUGUUGUGUUAGUUGAGUAGUAUCAUAAAGUUUCUACAGGCUUGUGUGAAUGUACUGUAUGUGUGUCAGUUGUACCUUUCUCAACAAUCUGUAACAUUUAGUUGAGUGAUUAAUGGUAUAAAUUAAAUAGGAAGGUAAGGGGUAUUUCAAACUAGAGUAAGGAAUUCUCAACAAUAAAGUUUCACAAAUA